Nothobranchius furzeri (turquoise killifish) is the source of this 1675-nucleotide messenger RNA. The record is from RefSeq and is a predicted model, not a curated record. Lineage: Eukaryota; Metazoa; Chordata; Actinopteri; Cyprinodontiformes; Nothobranchiidae.
UGUGUGUGUGUGUGUGUGUGUGUGUGUGUGUGUGUAAACAUGAAUGUACACUGUUCUGUGUUCAUGUAAACACACACGGAUCUGCUAUGAAACCGUCUCAUCCAAUCACCUCUCAGACGGAUGAGCUAAGCUGGACUCACCUGUUCAGGUGGGACCUUCCUUGUUCUGCUCUUCCUACCCAUUUCUCGAUGGCUAAAACUCAAACAAAAGUCUUUCCCGCCGUUACCAAACGCGCCCUUUGCGUAACUUCCGCCCGCAGCACCGAACCAAUGAGGUUGCGAAAAGUGUUGCGUUGACCAAUCCAAGAGCAGCAGCGGAUGACGCAGCUGGUAAAGAAGACGUUUUGGCGCUAGUUUGGACUCGGUUACCGGUAGAGAAGCCCGUCCUCGAGAGGAGCUGACCGAGCGCAGGUGAGCGUUGAUCCGGGUUGGUUCGGGUUAACCUGACCGGGUUACCAACCCCUCCUUUACUCUGAGAGUCCUGCAAGGCGAGCUAACGCUAAAGCUGCUAGGAUGCCUAGCACCCGCUCCCAGGCUCGAGCUCAGCCCACGCUGACGUUCCCACGACGCAAGUCCUGCCGAGCGCCUUUAAAACCCCCCAAACCUCCAGGGUCUGCGUCCCAGGACGUCCUUCCGCCUCCAAGCCCACCCAGGCCCGUGUCUCCGAGGCAGUCUCCCGCCCUGCAGCCCCGACUCCCCCUGAGCCCGCGCAAACGCACAGGUGAUGAGAACGGCUGCAACCUCCACACCCUGCAGGCGUCCCCUCCCAAACAGAAAAAGACGUCUCUGUCCUCCCAGAGGAAGCUAGGUUUCAAUGAGAACUCUCCAGUCGUGGUCCAUCAAACAUCAGACCCAUCUUCUGAAAAACCACGCUGUCCAACCACCACUUCGUCCACUAGGAGACCAGAAACGCCCACCGGAAGUCCCUUGCGUGGCACUGGAGGAAAGAAGACCCCAGUCACUCAGCUGUUUGCAGAAAAGUCCAAGUUCCAGAGCGUGAAGCAGGUGCUCCACACAUCCAUCCCUGAACACAUCUUGUCCAGAGAGGCGGAGCAGACGUCCAUCCGCUCCUUCCUGCAGGAGACGGUCCUGCAGCGCCGUCCUGGAAGCCUCUAUAUUUCAGGAGCUCCUGGGACUGGCAAGACGGCCUGCCUGAGCUGUGUCCUGAAGGACAUGAAGGCUGAGCUGUCGUCGGUUCUGACGGUUCUGGUGAACUGUAUGAGUCUGCGAAGCGCCCACUCCAUCUUCCCUCUGCUGGCUGACAAACUGAAAGUGCUCAGCGGCCAGAAGGGUCUGCAGAAGUUCUUCACAUCGUCGGGGCCUGCUGUGCUUCUGGUUUUGGAUGAAAUGGACCAGCUGGACAGCAAGGCUCAGGACGUCCUCUACACCCUUUUUGAGUGGCCACACCUGCCCAGUUCUCGUCUCUGUCUCAUUGGUAUCGCUAAUGCUCUGGACCUGACUGAUCGCAUCCUGCCCAGACUGCAGGCCGGGCCUCACCAACGCCCCCUGCUGCUGAACUUCCCUCCCUACAGCCGACAGGAGCUGGCAGCCAUUGUUCAGGACAGACUCACCCAGGCAUCAGCUGAGGCUCUUCUGGAUGCCUCUGCUGUCCAGUUUUGUGCCAGGAAGGUGUCUGCUGUGUCUGGAGACGCCAGGAAAGCUCUGGACAUCUGCAG